Messenger RNA from Siniperca chuatsi (mandarin fish), 2713 nucleotides. RefSeq names its product guanine nucleotide binding protein (G protein), alpha inhibiting activity polypeptide 1 (gene gnai1). The coding region runs from base 361 to 1425 and encodes 354 amino acids. Gene Ontology annotation, molecular function: GTP binding; G-protein beta/gamma-subunit complex binding; G protein-coupled serotonin receptor binding. Gene Ontology annotation, biological process: adenylate cyclase-modulating G protein-coupled receptor signaling pathway. The record is from RefSeq and is a predicted model, not a curated record. The transcript has 9 exons. Gene Ontology annotation, cellular component: heterotrimeric G-protein complex. Lineage: Eukaryota; Metazoa; Chordata; Actinopteri; Centrarchiformes; Sinipercidae.
ACACCGCGCUGCUCUCUCCAGUCGUGGCCAUACAUACAAUACUGGCAGUAGCCGCCGCAACGAAUGGAGGCGAACGGGUGUCAGAGACCAAAUCACCAAGGAUUUUUUUCGCUAUCAAAAUAGCUUUCCCUCGGAUGCAAGAAGGAUUUUAAGACGAAAAUAUUUCAGCGGACAGAAGAAACGCCACACUGUUUUUGAAAAGUCGAAUCGCUUCUUUUUUUCCCCCGAACAGAUCGAUUGACUGUCAUUUAAAAAAGGGCGUGUGUGCGGGGUGAAGGCAGUUUUAACCAUUUAAUGUGGGCAUAUAUGGUAUUUUAUAUAUUUUUUUACACCACCUGGGUCUGAGGGAUACAGUCGAGGAUGGGAUGCACACUGAGCACAGAGGACAAGGCGGCGGUGGAGCGCAGUAAAAUGAUCGACAGGAAUCUGCGGGACGACGGGGAGAAGGCAGCCAGGGAGGUCAAGCUGCUGCUGCUCGGUGCUGGUGAAUCAGGGAAAAGUACAAUUGUCAAGCAGAUGAAGAUCAUCCACGAGGCAGGCUACUCAGAAGAGGAAUGUAAGCAGUACAAGGCUGUGGUCUACAGCAACACUAUCCAGUCCAUCAUCGCCAUCAUCAGAGCCAUGGGGCGCCUCAAGAUCGACUUUGGCGAUGCCGCAAGAGCUGACGAUGCACGGCAGCUGUUUGUGCUGGCGGGCUCAGCAGAGGAAGGCUUCAUGACAGGAGAGCUGGCCGGUGUCAUUAAGCGACUGUGGAAGGAUGGAGGUGUUCAAGCCUGCUUCAGCCGCUCCCGUGAAUAUCAGCUCAACGACUCGGCAGCAUACUACUUGAACGAUUUGGACAGGAUAUCCCAGGCCACCUACAUCCCAACUCAGCAGGAUGUCCUGAGGACCCGAGUCAAAACCACAGGCAUUGUGGAGACACACUUCACAUUCAAGGACCUGCACUUCAAAAUGUUUGAUGUUGGUGGUCAGCGGUCUGAGAGGAAGAAGUGGAUCCAUUGUUUUGAGGGUGUGACCGCCAUCAUCUUCUGCGUGGCCCUCAGUGACUAUGACCUGGUGCUGGCUGAGGACGAGGAGAUGAACCGAAUGCAUGAGAGUAUGAAGCUGUUCGACAGCAUCUGCAACAACAAGUGGUUCACAGACACCUCCAUUAUCCUCUUCCUCAACAAGAAGGACCUGUUUGAGGAGAAGAUCAAGAAGAGUCCUCUUACCAUCUGCUACCCAGAAUACGCUGGCUCCAACACAUAUGAAGAAGCAGCUGCCUACAUUCAGUGUCAGUUUGAGGACCUGAACAAGAGGAAGGACACCAAGGAGAUUUACACCCACUUCACCUGCGCCACAGACACCAAGAAUGUGCAGUUUGUCUUUGACGCUGUCACCGAUGUCAUCAUCAAGAACAACCUGAAAGACUGUGGUCUCUUCUGAGGAUAAUGACAACGAAGAUGACAACCUUUUUUUCUUGGCAGUGGAGCCAGUUUAUUGUGCAUCUUUGGUGGGGAAGAUGAAAAGAGUCGGGAGGAUCAGUCACGGACCAGUGCUGUACUAUAUGCCACUUUUAACAGCUUUAUUUAUGUUUUUGUCUUGGAACAUUUUGAACUAGCAUUACGACAUUUGUGUAGGAUGUUUGUAUCAUUGUAAAAGCGUCACUGCAAAUUUUCCGCACAUUUUUAAAAUUUACUUUUACCAUUUUGUUUUUUGUUUUUAAUUUUUGAGGAGUAGGAGGAGGUGUUUUUGCUGUUCCUUCUGCCGCUGUCUCUCGAAAAGGAAACUUUGCUGUUGGUGCAAAGGCUUCUUUUCUUCCUUCCCUACAACCAAAAGGGAAGAAAAGGGGUUUGAGUCCAGUUUGAUGGUACUUGUGCCUUCAAAUGCCUUUUACUGCGGUCGUAGUCCCAAUGCUUGUUCUGUUGCCUGCUGAAUUGUUCUAAACAUAAAGAGGUAAACUGUUUUCAUAUGUUAGUGUCCUUGCUAUCUUCUAUGUGCACACCACUGAGCUAUCAGGAGGAGGAAGAUUUUCCUCUGGUCUAAAGGUACAUGGGUCUCCAUGGUGGCCAACAUGUAGCCUCCACAGUCCCCUAACCCCCCACCCCCACCCCCACCCGCCAUGACAAUGGAAGGCCUACUGGCGAUCACACAGUACAAUACUGAGAUGUAUAUUGUUACAUUUACCCCAAAGAUCUGGGGGUCUGCUUUUUAAACAGUGUACAAAAUAUCCAUUCUUCCCAACCAUUCGGAAAAUGGUUAGUUGAGGCACUGAGCUUAUAAUAUGCUCAAGUGUUUAAAGUGGAAAGACCAGAGUAGGCACAUUUUAAUGUAGAUUUUAAUGUAUUUGGAGGAGAGUUUUGGAGUUUUUGGUGUUAAUGAGAAAAACUGAACCACAGAAAAGAUGGUUGUAAAGGUGAGAAUGAGGUCUGAAAUGUUUUAACGUUCAGACAAUGUUCUUGGAUCCUGUCUAGUGAUGAUUUGAGAGUAGAGGCGCUGCUUGAGGAUCCAUGAAGCCUUUCAGUCAGGUGAUGGAAACUAAGAUGGUCAAGGGAGCCUGGUCUGUGAUUUUCGAUCAGUACGACUUUGCCAAGAAGAGUGAUAAAUACGGUCCUGGAUCUGUUCAUAUAAAGAAACUGCCACAACUGUUGAUGUAUGUGUAUGUUCUCCACGGAUGGAGAAUCUUUGUAGACUCAUCUCCCUUAUUUUGCUAAUAAAAACCAUUUACAAACCA